AUGUCGACUCUUCAGAGAACUAACAGCAAAUAUCUGUGGUGGUCUCUUUUGGGUCUUGGAUUUCAACCCGAAGUCGCAGCAUCAUCAGGGGCCAACAAAGCCAAUGUCAAACACAUCAUUCUUGGACCGUAAGUAUUGAUUGUUGUGGUAACGGCUAAAGUUAACAGUUAGCGUUAACAUGAUCAACAUCAGUCUUGCAACCCUGUUUCAAUCCAGUGAGACAAACUGGUGAUGGCACGACAAUGAAAAUAAAAUAAUAGGCAGAACGACUCCAUUCUCUCAGGUCAGUCAAAAGCCUGUUUUGACACCAGUUUCUUUCUCUCACCAACAGCAAUAUGUUUGACAAACCAAACAAGGAUGCUUUCUACAUAGUUACCCAUUUCCUGUUAGAAAAACUCAACCCCGCACGCUUCCACGAUGCAUACAGGUAUGAUGAUGGUCCGAUUCCCGACUUGUUGUUUCUCUUCACACAUUUGUCAUUUUUUGCAAUCAUGUAAUAUGUUGGGUCUUGUAUGCAGGCAUUGCUGGCCAGCGUUGGACCACAAAGCAGAUGCUGAAUUCCGUAAGGUGACCUGUGCUUGGAUGCGAGAUCUAAUGGUAAGGAUUUGACAUGUCUUCUUUCAGAUGUUCAGUAUUUGAUCAACUUGUUGCAGCAGAUGCAUACUGUCUGUAAGUAUGUCUGGUCAACAGGUCUAAAGCGUUUGAACUUGAUCUGUGCUUUCAGGAUGAGCAGGGGAGCACAGUUCCCAAAGUGGUGGCGUCUCUAUUCCUCUCGCCUGGUGGUCCCAGGUUCGUCAACCUGAUGCUCCAUCUAGCCAAUCAUGUCAUGUUGAAUGAGAUGAAGACAUUUUCAACAGGUAGGAAGACCUUUUCCCACAUUUUUGUUACGUUACAGCCGUAUUCUAAAAUGGGUUAAAUCGUUUUUUCCCCUCAUCAAUCUAAACACAAUACCCCAUAAUGACAAAGCAAAAACAGGUUUGUAUAUUUUUUUAGCUAAUUUAUACCAAAAAAAAUAAAAAAAAUGAAAUAUCACAUUUACAGUAUGACUAGCCCAAGGUUUGGACUUCUUAGACUGCUUUCACACAGGCAGAUUUGGACCAAUCACAUCAGAGCUUUUCACGUCAGAUCAUUUUCAGAGCUGAUCUGAUUGGUCAAAGACCAAUUAGUGGGGAAAAAUAUCAGAGUUGGGCUGCCUGUCUAAACGCAGCCUUAAAGACAGACUCCAUAGCUUUUCGUCUCCCUGUGAAUUACAAGCGUUUGUCUGGAGUUGUUUGUCAAUAACCAGCUUUCCAUCCAACCUUUUUAUGCACAUAAAGUACAUGUUGGAUGGAAAAUGGCACGACAGACCUGAUGGAAACAGCUACUUUGUAGGUAAACAUUCCAAAUGUCGACAAAACCAAAUAUGCUAGAGAAGGUGGGAUUUUAUUUUGUCUGUAAAAUGUAUUAUUCGAGAAAUAGCGGUGGAAACGCUUUAAUGCGCAAAUAUUGAUAUAAUAACCAUUUAUAUUGAAGUAAACUUGGGAGUCACGCAAUGACAUGUGUGGUCCUCCCACUACGACUCAGGAAGACAUGCAGUUUAUUAGGCUACAGAUUAAAUAAGUUAUGAUUAACUUCACAGGGUGGGGAAAGUGCAAGGUGAGGACCUUGAUGCUGCUUUCCAAUAAAUAUCGAGGGUCUUAUUCCGGUGACAUGAUCAUCGAUGCUUUGCUGCCGUUUGACAAAUUAAAAUAAUCUUGCGCUUUUGUCCAUAAUAAUCUCAUCAUGUAGGCUAUACCCGCAUUGUAUCUGCAAGCUUUUGGCUAGAGCGCACGUGCAUUAACAGAGUGGGCACAUUAGCUAUAUAAGGGACAUUUUUUUUGUGACAAAACCAUCAGAGUUUAAAAUGUGAAGCAAACCAAUUUAACUUGUAUUUUUUUAUUUGGUACAUGGGGAUUUAACCACAAAAGUUAUUUUAUGUGCACUACGUCAUAACGCACAUACUUUAUUUAUUUUUUAUCAGAAUUAAGUACAUUUGAUGGAAACACAUCUCUGGUGGGAAAACUGGCAUUUUAUUUAUGCAGAUUUUAGGAUAUUCGCAUAAAUCCGUCGCCAAUUGGAUGGAAACCUAGCUAGUGACUAUGUUCAGCCCAAUUCUGAUAUCAGAUGAGCUAUGAAAAAAUAUAUUAUGUGAAAAGGUCUGAUGUGAUUGGUCAAAGACCGAUUUAGUGCAAAAAAUAUCAGAAUUGGGCUGCCUGUGUGAACGCAGCCAAUGUGUGUUAGAUGGCACGUGGGUCCCAGAAGCCGCGGCAGCCCCUGCCUCUUCUGUGGAAAUGGCGCUGAAGCGGUUUCAGCUGGUGAAGACCAGAUUCCUGAGAGGAGCUGUGGAACAGGAUCGGAUGCUGCAGGAGUACCAGAGACAAGCCCAGUAAGUCAUGGCAACUGCACAAACCACAGGCAUUGGAUGUGUUUGUAGAUAAACUAAUAUUUUCUGGAUGUUUAUAAUGCCUCGAAAAGUGUCCCAUUUUUGUUGAGACCUUUUUAAGUUGGAUAAAAAACAUUAUUUCAUUGGUUAGGUGUGUCGUGUGAUUCUGGCUAAUUAGCACAGGUGCAAAUGAUGAGCAGGUAAUCAAGUCGCCCUCAUAAAUCCAGGUGGUCACAGAGGUUUGGAGUUUGUAUGCCCUGAGGUGAAUGUCUUGCCUUUGCCCUGAGGUGAAUGUCUUGCCUUUGCCCUGAGGUGAAUGUCUUGCCUUUGCCCUGAGGUGAAUGUCUUGCCUUUGCCCUGAGGUGAAUGUCUUGCCUUUGCCCUGAGGUGAAUGUCUUGCCUUUGCCCUGAGGUGAAUGUCUUGCCUUUGCCCUGAGGUGAAUGUCUUACCUUUGCCCUGAGGUGAAUGUCUUGCCUUUGCCCUGAGGUGAAUGUCUUGCCUUUGCCCUGAGGUGAAUGUCUUGCCUUUGCCCUGAGGUGAAUGUCUUGCCUUUGCCCGUCAACUGUUGUUUCUUUUCAAAUAUGCCUAGUUUUGCCAUUCUACAUCUGUCCUCUCUUGUAGGUCUCGAGUGAAGUCUUUGAGGGAUUGGAGGGCUGAAGACGCAAAGUAUGAUGAUUUGCACAAGUAUGUAGUUGAGAUGUGUUAAAUUUUUUUGCAUCAAACAUUACGCUCCUAAGUGCUAAUAAUCAAUGGCAGCUGGUAAAAAAGUGCUAAUAAUCAAUGGCAGCUGGUAAAAUGAUGUAUUUCCCCUGUGCAGGCGUCACAAGAAAGUUGACCAGGAGGGAACCCCUCAAGCUGAGAAGAUUCAGAAGGUUUUCCUUCAUUUAAUAAAUGACAGUUCGUUUAACAUGACUAGAAAUGGAUGUUCAAAACAUUUCCAUCUGCAAUAGUCUGACCGUUUCACCUCUGAACACACCCCAGGUGCGCUCCCUGUGGUCGUCCAUGGACGGAGUGUUGUCCACCCUGGAGGAGGAGCGGCGGGUGGUGGAGUGUGUCAUCAGGGGAGAUGUUGACCAGUACACCCUGGACGGGACGGACCUUUCCCUUAAAAUCCCCCGGGUUCUGCUGGAGCGACUAGAGCAGUUAUCCCACCUGGUGAGAUGCACAAAAAUUACAUCAUUGCCUUUUUAGCUUAGCGGGUGACGGUGCGUUUGGAACCCAAUCCAUAUUUCAGUGCAAUGUUUCUCAAACCUCUCCUCAAGUACCCCCAGCUGUUCCACAUGUUUGAUAUGUUCCAGAACUAGCACAACAGAUGAAACUAAGGAAUGGUGAUUAGUUAACAGAUUGAAUCAGGUAUGCUAGUACUUGAAAUGCAUAAAAUAAGUGGAACUUGCUGGGAGUAAUGUGGGUACUGCUCUGUUUAUCACUAAGUAAGUUCUGUGUGUGCUCCAGUCGAGUGUGGGCAGUGUUUACGAGGCAGGCCAGCUGAACAUCCUCCGUAUGCUGGAGCUGCUCCGUCAGGCUCUGGGCCUCCUGGGGGAGGAGAGGUGCCGGGUGGCAGGAGACACCCCCAUUGCCCAGCUCCACCCCUUGCACCUGCAGGAGAGGAACCUACAGAUGGCACGCGCCCUGGAGGACCUCCGACUCAUGAGGUGGGCUACAAACUGUUAUCGCAGAGGCUUGCUUGUUGGGGAACUGCUACCCAUUUGAUGUAUUACUGUUUGAGUUGCAUAGCAGCAUUUAACAUGUUUGUAAUUCAUUUUAUUUUAACAGAAGACAGGGCAACAGCAAUUUUAAAUCCAUAUUGAGCAGUAGUAAUACCUAUUUAUAACUGUCAAGCUCUGUUCUCUCUGGCAUCUCUGCAUCCGACUGUCGCUCUCUUUUUCCAGGAAGAGGAUUUCAAAGGAAGAAAUUCCCGAGGUGAAGACCGUCAUCAGAAAGUUGGAGGCGGAGUGGGACCGGAAAUGGGCGGACUGUCUGAAACGCAUGCCGCUGACCGCGUUUCUCAACGAGGAUCCUGUAAGUGCCUUUUACAGUUUGUGACCUGGAUGUAUUAAACAACUCUGUCCAGAUACAGCCGCUACUCCCUAGGCCAGGGCUAUUCAACUCGGACUGAGGGCUGUACUCUGUCUCCUUAUAGGCCCUUGACUUUCUGUUCCCAAUGGCUCCUCUGUCCUUUGAGCCGGCCACCGAAGCCAGCUUCAAAUCUAGCAUUUUCUCUCAGUAUCCGGCCAAGCUACCCGGUCAGUAAAGCGAAACAAAACAUUACCACUUCUAAAUUGCUUUAUUGUUUAACUGAAUAUUUUAACUUGUGGUGUUUUCAUAACUUAGAAUUUCCUGAAGAGAAGCCUGUGGCGACUGACUCUGUUCCAAAGGAGACUGUAACCAUAAUGGAUUAUGCCCUCAAAAGGUAUAUUAAUACUCUGCUUGACUUGUAUUCAUUGCUAAUGGGCAACUUGUAGUCUGAUUCCUCUGUGUUGUUGGGAGGCAGAUACCUGGUCAGUCCUGAGCUGUGCUCUGUCCGUCACUAGCCCUCCCUAUAGCAUACCUGCUCUCUGAUGACCGGGGCGAGUUGAGUGAAAUCGCAACGGACAGAUACGGAGCAGACAACCGUUAUUCAGUCUUGUUUUUUUCUAACCAUAGCUCCAACAUUUGAUCCACAGAAGAUGUCUUUAUAACAGGUCUCUUUUUUGAACAGCCUUUGCCCUCCAGCUGUUGAGAGGGUUGCAUGUCUUCCUGGUGUGGACUUUUCCCCACUGACUCCCCUCCAUGCACUCUGUGAAACUCCAAUGGCUUUACCUGCCAUGGCUCCCUCACCAAGCCCCCUGCCGGUAGGUGAUGUGCAACAUGCAUCCUAUUCAGCUUUUUUUAAAUACAUUUUUUAAAGGCUAAUUGUUUUAGCUAAUUCAAUAUUAUAAAUCUGCUUCUCAGAUUUAAAGACUUUUGGCCUUUCAGCCGCUCCUGCAUACCAAAAUGUCCCUAAUUUAUGUACAGUGAGGGAAAAAAAGUAUUUGAUCCCCUGCUGAUUUUGUACGUUUGCCCACUGACAAAGAAAUGAUCAGUCUAUAAUUUUAAUGGUAGGUUUAUUUGAACAGUGAGAGACGGAAUAACAAAAAAAUCCAGAAAAACGCGUGUCAAAAAUUUUAUAAAUUGAUUUGCAUUUUAAUGAGGGAAAUAAGUAUUUGACGCCCUCUCAAUCAGAAAGAUUUAUGGCUCCCAGGUGUCUUUUAUACAGGUAACGAGCUGAGAUUAGGAGCGCACUCUCAAAGGGAGUGCUCCUAAUCUGUUUGUUACCUGUAUAAAAGACACCUGUUCUCAGAAGCAAUCAAUCAAUCAGAUUCCAAACUCUCCACCAUGGCCAAGACCAAAGAGCUCUCCAAGGAUGUCAGGGACAAGAUUGUAGACCUACACAAGGCUGGAAUGUGCUACAAGACCAUCGCCAAGCAGCUUGGUGAGAAGGUGACAACAGUUGGUGCGAUUAUUCGCAAAUGGAAGAAACACAAAAUAACUGUCAAUCUCCCUCUGCCUGGGGCUCCAUGCAAGAUCUCACCUUGUGGAGUUGCAAUAAUCAUGAGAACGGUGAGGAAUCAGCCCAGAACUACACGGGAGGAUCUUGUCAAUGUCAAUGAUCUCAAGGCAGCUGGGACCAUAGUCACCAAGAAAACAAUUGGUAACACACCACGCCGUGAAGGACUGAAAUCCUGCAGCGCCCGCAAGGUCCCCCUGCUCAAGAAAGCACAUAUACAUGCCCGUCUGAAGUUUGCCAAUGAACUUCUGAAUGAUUCAGAGGAGAACUGGGUGAACGUGUUGUAGUCGGAUGAGACCAAAAUGGAGCUCUUUGGCAUCAACUCAACUCGCUGUGUUUGGAGGAGGAGGAAUGCUGCCUAUGACCCCAAGAACACCAUCCCCACUGUCAAACAUGGAGGUGGAAACAUUAUGCUUUGGGGGUGUUUUUUUGUUAAGGGGACAGGACAACUUCACUGCAUCAAAGGGACGAUGGACGGGGCCAUGUACCGUCAAAUCUUGGGUGAGAACCUCCUUCCCUCAGCCAGGGCAUUGAAAAUGGGUCGUGGAUGGGUAUUCCAGCAUGACAAUGACCCAAAACACACGGCCAAGGCAACAAAAGGAGUGGCUCAAGAAGAAGCACAUUAAGGUCCUGGAGUGGCCUAGCCAGUCUCCAGACCUUAAUCCCAUAGAAAAUCUGUGGAGGGAGCUGAAGGUUCGAGUUGCCAAACGUCAGCCUCAACCUUAAUGACUUGGAGAAGAUCUGCAAAGAGGAGUGGGACAAAAUCCCUCCUGAGAUGUGUGCAAACCUGGUGACCAACUACAAGAAACGUCUGACCUCUGUGAUUGCCAACAAGGGUUUUGCCACCAAGUACUAAGUCAUGUUUUGCAGAGGGGUCAAAUACUUAUUUCCUUCAUUAAAAUGCAAAUCAAUUUAUAACAUUUUUGACAUGCGUUCUUCUGGAUUUUUGUUGUUGUUAUUCUGUCUCACUGUUCAAAUAAACCUACCAUUUUAAAAUUAUAGACUGAUCAUUUCUUUGUCAGUGGACAAAUGUACAAAAUCAGCAGGGGAUCAAAUACUUUUUUCCCCUCACUGUAUAUGUUUAAUCACCUAUGUGACCAUUCUGUUUUCUUAUAGGCCAUUGUAAGGAAGACUCCUCGUGCGUCUCCAAAGGUGUCUUCAGUGAAGAAAAAGGCUCAGAUCCUCGACUCUGAGUUUGACAACUUGGCAAAUCAGGUACCGUUUCCAUACGUGGGGGGGGGGGGGGGGUUGGCGGGAGGCAGAUACCUGGUCAGUCCUGAGCUGUGCUCUGACCGUCACUAGCGCUCCCUAUAGCAUACCUGCUCUCUGAUGACCGGGGCGAGUUGAGUGAAAUCGCAACGGACAGAUACGGAGCAGACAGCCCUUACCUGCAUCAGGGGUUGGAACCGGCUCAGGGAACAGAGGAGAGAAAUUUUGAGGACCGGAAACAGAACUGGGAACGAAAGUGAUCUCGAGUGUUCCGGAACAGAACCGUUACCUUCAAAUCUUGAGAACCAGUUAAUGUUAUUUUUGUUCAAACAAUAUUCCUAAUGUCUUGUAUAUAAUUAAGUGAAGUUACGAUGCUAAUAAUAGCCUAAACAAUUCAAAUUCACAUGUUAUGAUUCUCAGCGCUUCCAGCCCCCUCCAUGUCCACCCCUCUUUCUUGCUCUCCCCACCCGUCAAAUCGAUCUCGUCUCGCGCCUGCACUUAACUGUCCAUCAAACAUGUAAACCAUUAGCUUACAUGUUCCAUAGCAAGGUGCUCUAUCUACACUAAUUGGUGGAGUAAAUGAUUUGGCUAAAUGUAAAAACUGUUGAUUUCAAAGGGUAGAAAAUAACUAUUUGAACCAUUACUUUUUUUGGUUCGAACCGGUUCAGAACUUUCUAAUGCUGGUCGGAACACUGGAACGGAACUAAAUAAAUAGGAGUUAUUUUCCAACCCCUGAUCUGCAUAUGACUGGUAUGUAGUCUGUACCAUGUUGCUUAACAUGCAAUGCAUGCAUGGAGCAUAACUUACUGUUUGGUUUGUGUGCAUUUUUAGUUUGCAGAGGCUGUGACCACCAGCCCUGGCAACAGAAGUUUACGGGGACUCGAGCUGGGAGACCUACUCGACACUCUUGGCACAGACCCUUUCUCCACCAGGAAGCAGAUUCCACGCACCCCAGAGAGUUUGAGUGAGUAUUGGACCUUGUUUGAUGUACUUUGAAAGGCAGAAUGCUCUUUUCUCCAGUUUUGCUUUUUGUUGGCCAGAGGAGUAAUUUUUAUUUUUUGAUCAGUUCUGGAUGUGAAGAGUUCCUGGCGAAGUGCGGUGGAGGAAGGAGAGGCUCAGAAGGCCUUCCUGUCUGCUACGUUUGACUGCGACGACAUCCUCGGUUGCCUCAUGCCCCUCAGCGACGUACAGGAGGCCUCCCUUAGCCACGAUUUUCCCUCCCUGAGCACAAGCUUGGAUCCCACAAACGGUUGUAGUACUGCAGCCCCCCAGCAGGCUUCCCUCAUGUCCACCCUGUCCUGGGACUCCUCCAACAUGGAGGCCCUCAAUAGCCUGAGCAGCAGCGACGUGGUCCAGUUCAGCAUCGACCAAGAGGUCUUCCCCGAGCAGUUCAGUAUAGAUCAGGAGACACUCCCCGAGCUGCCGGGCAAUGACAGCAGUGUCCUGAGCUCCAGUAACUCCAGGGACACGUCCAACACCGAGGAGGAAGAGCUGCUCCUCCCCCACACCCCCCCCACUGAGACUGAGCCAGCCCUGCUGGACGCACGCAGGCGUUUGGAAAAGAUCCAGCAGGCCUUUGGAGAGGCCUCCUUCAUGGACUGCCGCCAGGGGGCACCAGAGCCCUCUCUCCCACAGCAUGGCGAGAGGAGCCUGGACGCCAGUGACUGGCUGAUGGCAGCAACACUGGAGACAGCAGCCACAGUGGAAGUGACGGACAAUGUCUUUUCCCUGGAUCUGGACACUCUAGAGAGCCCCUCGCCGCCAAGGAAAGGGCAGUAUAACCUCCCGCAAUUGUUCACAUUCUCCCCCAUAGACGACCUGUAGUGUCU
Coregonus sp. 'balchen' is the source of this 8966-nucleotide messenger RNA. Lineage: Eukaryota; Metazoa; Chordata; Actinopteri; Salmoniformes; Salmonidae. The record is from the annotation of a GenBank genome assembly.